AAAACUUCAGAAGUAUGCUGUUACAUAGAGAGAGUAAUAGUGUUACUAGUCAGUCACAGAAAAGCUCAAAGCUGGAAGAUGUUUCUUGGGGUAACAUAAUACGGGAUCUUGUCGAUAUUAUUGAUAGCAAUUGCACUUUAACCAGCUCUUCUAAAGAGAAAAAUCCAUCGGCACAAAAGGAAUUGGCUGAUACUCUUCUCGCAGUAGUGCGAGUCUCUUUAGAGGAUAUGUGGGGAACUAAUGGUGAAGGAAGAAUUUUUAAUAGUUUAUUUAAUGAUUUUAUCCUGAAUGCUUUGCGGUUUGCUUUUACCUCUUUGAGGGAUAUUCAUAGAGUAGAUAUUCAUUCCAAUAUGUGGUGUCUCGCCAGAGACAUACUGGCGCAUGCUACUGUUUUGCAACAUCUUGGAAAAAGGCAACUUGCAAAGUGGUAUGAAUUAUGCUUUGAGCUUUUCCAAUUUAUAGAGACUGUUGAUAUCACUUUUCGUCGAAUGCAGCUAACGGCUGCUCGUCAAAUUGUCGUCACGCUGAUUCAGACAGGUCAACUUUUUGAAUUAGCUGAUGAAACUCUUCUGCGCAGAUUGAUCAAGACUACCAUUCAGUUUCUUCAAAGUGUUCAUAGCUAUUCAGUUACAGAUGAUGAUGGAGCUUCCUUUGGGAUAUCGUGCCUUUUUCACAUCUUGUGUAGGCGUGGUCUAGAACUUGACUCCGAAACUCUUCAUCAUAUAGACAAUAUGGCAACAUAUGUUUCGAUGAGUUUGCUGAGUGAAAGAAAAUGGCACGCUGGUGUUGUUGGUUAUCUUGUUAUCAUCUCAAGCCUAUUACGAACCCCAAAAUGCUCAACGAAGGAGGCCAUAUAUAUGAUUACGGAAUAUCCUCGACAACAGUUUUCAAACUGCUCUGAAGAAAUCAUUGAAUAUCUUUCUCAUUUGCUCAGUCUAUCGGAAUUGCUUAGUCUUUGGCAGAAACAGGAAUUGUCGCCUGACUAUAUCACAUACUUGCUUACAUUCAAAUUACAGAGCCUUUCCACCGUUCGUAGAGAGCUAAAUGAACAACUCGAACUUUUUAAUACUUUAUGCUCCCUUUUCGAAACAACUUAUACUUCCGAACCCUCUUACCGAGGCAGAGAAGAGUGCAAAAGAGACGUUUUUUUCUGUUGUUUCCAUAUGGUGCAACUUAUUUCGCUUCAUAGUACAAUAUUCCAUCUUUCUUAUGCAUACAAAUUUUUCCAUCUGUCUGCAAGAUAUUUCACUCCGACAAAUUCCGAGAUUUCUACUAUGUUCGUAGUGACAUGCUGUUUCUUUCUGCAUGGUCUCUUCAAUAGUCCUCGAGGGUUGGGAAGUAUUUACUAUUUUGAUUUAGACAUGGCGGCAAUGAAAAUUUUAUCAGCCAAUGACAUUGUUAUUGAAAAGAACUUGUUAGUUUGUGCAAUAUCACACUUUACCUGUUACUUUGGUAGCUCAUUUCUACGCAAGGUCAUGAAAGGAAAUUUUACCAAGUUUCUUACAACUUUGAAUGAACUUGACUAUUUGUUCCUCAGUCAGUUUGUCGAGUUAACUGUGAUGAUAAUUUCCGGCAAAUUCUUUCUCAAGUUGCCAAAGUUACUGAAUCAUUGUUCUUAUUGCACCUCUUGCUAUUCUAACAAAUCCGAUUUUAGUAUCCUCAUGGACAGAAUGGAAUGUAGAAACGAUUCGAUUGAGGUUGUAACAAGAUCAUUUCCACAAAGAGAGCAUUUCUGGUCGCAACUAUUCAGUAUUCAAAAGCCUUUUAGGAAGGAAGGAACUAAAUUUUCUGAAAAGGCAGUAGCCUCAUCUUUGACAGUUUUCGUUGCAGAACUAGACAAGUUGAUUUCCACGAGAAGAUCAGCAUAUGUAAACGUGAAACUUUCUUAUUUUUUUGCAGAGUUACUGCGUCAGGUGACAUGCAACUUAGAAAAUGCUAUGAAUUUAUCGUCGCUAAAAGAGACAGCUCAGAAUUUCUUUCUUGAAAUUCUUGCAAGUUUCGAAUCCGUUGUUUCUGUCAUUUCCACCAACGAGAACGACUUGUGGGAUAUUGCUGUCUUUGCAAAGUCCAUCGCAACAGUUUUGUCGAUCGAUCAUAGUCUUAGUUGGAGUCUAGAGCUGAAAGAACGAGCGAAAUCAGUAUUGCAACAAUGUCUGCAGAUAUCUGCAGAUUUUUCCGGAAGCUUAGAGGACGCGGAAAUAUGUUCGAGAGCUGAAUUAACACAUACAUCCAAGAAAAGAAGAAUUUCACUCACGAAGCCUGUUGCUUAUUUUCAGGAGAAAACCGUGAAUCGAGAGUUUGUGAAUUUCUUCCAUCUGAAGGAAUUGGGCUUUUCAAAGUUGUUUGAAUGUCCUUCGUUCAUUACUUAUAUCAAAUAUAUCAUGUUCUCCUAUUUCUUCAGUCAGAGUUGUUGUUUUUUAUAUCCGAAUUUCAAUCCUCCUCUGCACUCGUCCUGGAGGACUAGUUUUUCCUCAUUUCUGGAAUCUUUUGAUAUCGUUACGGAGCAGAAUGUCAUUUUGUUUUAUCGUUGCCAUACUGUGUUUUAUUGUAACAAUGAGGACUAUCAAUAUACAUUGGAACAGUUGGACAUUUUGCUUUUAAAGAUGAUGAGAAGCGAGGAAGCCCUUCAUUGUUUUCCCUUGUCUACUCCAAGCAAUCUAGUCUCUUUGAAGUUACUUAUGAAUUUCACAAGAGUUAUCCUGGAAGAAAUAAAACAGCGUUUUCGACCCUGUUUGGAAGGAAAUGUUAUUGUAGAUAUUUUGCAUUUCUUGGAGUUCAUCGGGUCAAAAUUCCUUUCUUCACACGGUCACUGCUUUUUGGAUACAUUUUACAAAAUUUGGGUGUUGGCUGGAGUUGUCAUACAUAAGUUUAAAAGAGAAGAACUUAUUGAAAUAUUCUUACAUUGUUUCCAGUUCUUAUGGAAACGUCUCAGCGAGGGAGCAUUCUAUAGUCAUCGUCUAUGUAUGCAUUCCAUAAUCGAAUACGCUUGUCAAUUCGAAAAAAGUGUGUCUGACUUCAUCUUGCUUUCAACGAUUGAUAGUAUUUCGAAAUCCGCUCGGUCUCAAGAUCGCUUUCUUACUUUUUCCUAUCUUGUCAGUAAAUGCAGCAUUCAGUGUCUAGCACGAUGUUGCAGUGCGAUAUGUUCUGGAGCAAGUUUAAUGGAAUUGAAAGUACUCAAGCAUUUUUUACAAAAAAUUUCGAUGGAUAAUGGCUAUUGUAACUUGCAUAAUUUGUUUAGUCAACAUUCAUGGUGCAUUCUUCGCAGUUGGCUCGAGCAUGAAGAUGGAGAACUCCUGGAGUUCCCUUUUCACUUGUUUGAUUGGUCCCUUGGUUCAUUUCAACACUCUUUUCCUGCUGAAUUUUAUCUUCUUAAAGAAACGGAUAGAGCAAUUUUUCAAAAGUCAUCUCUGAUUUCAUCAAAUGCAUCGGAGCAAGAGUUGUUUGUGGCCCUUCUUGAUUCGAACUUAUUUCAAUGCUCUGCAAUAUCUAAGAAUAACAUCAGCGUUCAUUCUUCUGACAAGUUCGACUUGCUCUUCAGACAUAUUCUACAGGAUGAUUUUGAUGGCUUUUUAGCAUUUCAUUUGAAUUGGAUGCGACGGGAAUAUGGACUUUUUGUGAAUGCAUUUUCUGCUUUCUCAAUUUUGGAGCUGCGUAUUUUCUUAUCGAGACCGAAAAUAGAAGUAAAAGUGUUUUUCCAACUUAUCAGCAUGCUCGAUCGUUGUUGUUGUGAACGUAACCAAGCGGAUUCACUAUUUUCUUGUAUGUUGUUAUGGCUCGUCAUUCUGUUGCAUUUAAAUGAAGAACAUCUUAUGACGAACGAGCUUAUGAAACUUAUGGAGAAAAUAUUGAAUAGGCUUCGAGACCACGUUUCUGUAUUAAAAGUUGAAGACUCGCUUUUACAAGAAAUGUUUUCUUGUUUAUUGAUUCGUCUGAAUUUUCUUGGUUUGAAGUCGAUUGGUUUUUGCAAGAUUGCAUGUCAGUUUUUAAAAGGUUUACCCAGUAACAUAAUGUUACAGUUGGAGCCUCCCGCAACUCUUCCCAAUUCUUUACCAAAUGAAGCGAUGUGUUUGUAUCACAAGACCCUGUUCUGUGCGUAUCCCACAUUGGAGAUGCAACUAGAUUUCUUUGUUCGUGUAUGUACAAGGCGAGCUCUUUUGGGACCUUUCGUUGUUGUAGCAAGACUACAAUUAUUGCAAGAAAUAUUGGCGAGAAAUCGAGAAAAAAUUGCAGAAACUGGGAAGUUGGAAGGCCGGGGUCUUCAAGAUUUGCAAAGUAAAUGUACUGCUUAUUUGGUUUCCAUUCUAAAAGAUUGGCUUCCUUUUAUCUCAUACGAUGACCUUAUUCCAUUCGACCGGACGGAUAUCUAUGAUAUCGCAGAGAGAUGCCUUUUGUACUUAUUCCAAUCUUUUAUGUAUCCAGUUGGUAUUACUUGUUUUGAAAGUGCCUAUGUCUUUCAAGUUCCUUCUCUGCUGUCCUUUACAGAUUGGUCACAAGUUGUUGAGACCAUAAUUCAAAUUUCUUUUUCGAAAUUCUUGUCAUGUGAAGAAGAACCAUCUUGGACAGCCGCUUUUUGUGCUUUAUGUCGAUUGUUCAAUGACCGAAGGACCCAUAAUUAUAUGAAAAAUACAUCAUAUUUCAGUUCUUUGUUCAACCAAGAAAUUUUUCAUUUGCUGCAAGCAAGAAAUAAUAUGACAACGGUUGAAGAUUCUUUAAAUUCCAGUCACUUUGAAUGGCUUUUGAAAAACAAUUUUAGAAUGGAUGAGUCUUUAUGGUUACGGCAACUUACUUGCUGCUUGUUGCAUAAUUCUUGUAUCGAUUCAAGUAUUUUGAUUCAUCUUCGCGAGUUAUGUCUUGUCAGUUUGGAAAUUUCUGUGUUUCUAUUUCCCUUGAUAUUGAUGGAGAUUUAUCUCUCCGGUAAUAUAGACGAAUGGCACCGAAUACGCGAUGGUUUGAUAGUAACACUAAGUGACAGAGCGUUUUCUUCCAGGUUAACAGUGGUUUUGAUCGAAAGCUUGGAUUUUGUACGUUUUCAAUGCAUGAGUAUGAAUGGUUUGUAUGCUGAUCGGUUAGACCAAGAGAGGCAUCUAGACAAUAUUAACAUUUUUUCUGAUUCUUCACUAUUGCAAGCUGUUGCAGAUGCUGCAAUUCGAGUGAAAAAAUACUCCACUGCGUUUUUCUAUAACGAGUUGGUUUUAGAUGGUCGUUGUGUUGUCUCUCAUUUCCUUGAAACGGCGGAUGAAGCAAACUUGUAUGUGAGACACAAAGCGACUUUGCAGAAUUUAGUUGAAAGUGCUUUGGGUUUGUCUGAUUCCGACCUGGUUGACGCAUUUCCAAUGAUCACAAGCUCUUUUGACCUAUUUGAUAGCCAACAUGUCUAUAGCUUGGCCACACUUGCAGAGAGGAAUUGUCAGUACGAGCUGACAUUACGUUAUCUCGAUCAGUUUCUGAUCGCAACGGAGAAAUUUUCUCAUCAAUGUGAACCAAAGUUGCAGAGAACUGCUCUCUCCAAUUUGCCGUCUGUUCUAGCAAGAUGUGGCUUGCAUUAUUUGUCAGAUUGCAUAGACAAAAAUGCGUUGUCUUUUUCAAACUUUCUUUGCCAAAGUGAUUGCUCAUCUACGAAAAUUUCAUUGAAAAAUGAUGUGAACGUCUUUUCUAAUGCAGUGAGAGAUUUGACUGAAUGGUCGGCUUUUGCUAGCGAAACAUUUCAUCCGCAGAGCUACACUUCAGAUGAAGCAUUUUCUGACCAACCCCAGUGUAUUAUUCCGGAAGCACUUCGUAUAUGGCAUCUUCUUGAAGAAGUGUGUUUUGAGUCCUCCAGACAUAUAUCGCAAGUGGUAGCCAGGCUUCGGAUAAUUUCAUAUAGAGAAAAAGAAGAACAAGAUCUCUUCUCUGAAGUAGAACGCUUAUGCCUAUAUGAAGAUUGCGUUCAUGUCGAACUUGACGACGAAACUAUUCGACAACUUUGUGUCGUAAAUCUUGAGCGAAAGCAAUUUGCCAAAGUUGCUAUAUGGUUUGUGAAGUAUCUUGAUUUUUGGAAUCGAGGACCAAGAGAAAGCACAGCGAAAGAAGGGGCUUUUUAUGACCUUGUUCAACUGGUUCAAGAGUUUUGGAAACCCAGUUUUGUUAAUUUCCAAGAAAACGAUGAUAGUUCAACGAAUUUAUUGUCUUGUGUCUUUCGUCUAGAAAGAGCAAAGCUUUUGUAUGAAAAGAGAGAAUUCGACUCAGCUAUACAAGGAAUUUCUUCAAUGCUGAGCUGUUUUGCUGUCGAGCAACUGAUGGACUCUUCGUUAUCGGAAUCCAAACAAUCUACUUCAUCGAAACUUUUGCUUCAAACAUAUAUUCAUGCAACGCUUGUUUUAGGCAGGUGGCUCUAUGAAACACAUUCAGAGCCCGCAAAGGUUAUUUUUGAGAAAUACUUUAAUCAUGCAAAAGACAUUUGCAUGAAGUCUCAGCUCCUUGUUGAAUUAAGGUGUCAAAGUUUUUAUUAUCUCGCUUCCUUUUCAGAUCAGGUCUUGUCAACCAUUGAGGGAUAUGAGAAUUCUGCAGAACGUCGGUUUGAAAGCAGUUUAGACAAGCAACGUGAAGAAGAAUUGGAGAAAUGUAAAGAACUUGCGAAACAAAACAGACUGAAACGCUCACAGAAAGACGAACUUUUGCGUCAUAUUCGUUCUUUGCAAAAGGAGACCGACCACAAUAGGGCUAAACUUCAAGCCACUCGCGAGAACUGCGAAUUUUGGUUGAAGAAUGCUCUAGAAAAUUAUACUCAAUCUUUGCUUUCUGGACAUCAUUACACUCUGAUCAGCACCUUUCGUUUUGUGGAUCUCUGGAUGAAUAACAGCCUUAAUAGAGAAGUCAAUUCAUACAUAAUCUCAUUAUUGCAAUGCGAAAAUUCGACUCUAUUUCUAAGAAAAUUCAAGCCGUUGAUUUAUCAACUUUCAGGCAGACUCGAUAUGACGGAAAGUCUGUUUCACAAAGCUGUUUGCAAGUUCAUUUUUGAAAUGGCCAAAAUGUAUCCUCAUGACUGCAUUUGGCCACUUUUGGCUUUAUCGAAUGGCGAUAGAAUACCGCAAACUCAAAAAGGUGCAGAAAGGUUUACUGUUGAAGUAUCUAAAAAGGAUGCUGCAACAAAAAUUUUGAAGCAGCUAUUUCCUUUUCACAGUAAGCUUAUAAAACAAAUGAAAGAAGUAAGCGAGGCUUAUCUGGAACUUUCUGAGUUAUCUGUGGACUCGCAAGGUGAAUUUUCAAUCAAGUCACUUAUGCUGAGCAAUAUUCGCGACUUUAGAUUCGUUAGAGUUCCAAACACGUUGAAUAAUUUCAGACAUGAUGAUCAUCAGUAUGAAGAGGAACCCACCAUAGUUUCAUUCUUAGAAAAGUUUGAAAUUGCUGGAGGCAUAAAUCAUCCCAAGGUGAUUACUUGUUUAGGUUCCGAUGGGAAGGAGUAUAAGCAACUUGUAAAGGGUUCUGAUGACUUGAGACAGGACGCUAUUAUGCAACAAUUCUUUGAAAUCUCUAAUCAACUGCUGUUCAUGAAUCAAACAACUCGAAGUCGUAGAUUGUUCAUGCGAACCUACAACGUGCUUCCUUUGAGUCCAUGUGCAGGAGUGGUACAAUGGGUUGAAGGAACCAUUCCUCUUGGCAUAUAUUUAAUUGGUACAACAGGUUCAGAAAGAGAAAGUGCCCAUUGUCGUUUUAGACCUCAAGAUUGGUCAAGUGCUCAUUGUAGAAAGAGACUCCGUGAAGCUCCGGGGCACAUGAAAUCUGAAGUAUUCAAUGAAAUUUGUCAAAAUUUUCAACCUGUGUUUCGAUAUUUUUUUCUGGAAUACUUUCACAUUCCUUCUCAAUGUUUGGAACGUCGUUUGGCAUAUGCUCGUUCUGUAGCUACAAGUAGCAUCAUAGGCUAUUUAAUUGGACUGGGAGACCGUCAUUGUUCGAACAUUUUGUUGGAUUUGCAUUCUGCAGAAGUUGUUCAUAUUGACUUUGGUAUUUCAUUUGAGCAAGGAAGGUUGUUGCGAACUCCGGAACGUGUUCCCUUUCGUCUUACCAGAGACAUUGUGGAUGGAAUGGGUUCUUAUGGAGUGGAGGGACCCUUCAGGAGAUCUUGUGAAUCUACAUUAGGCGUUUUGCAAGACUAUAAGAAAAUCCUCCUCACAGUUAUCAAAGUUUUUCUUCAUGAUCCUUUGUUUCGUUGGGCUUUAUCUCCUUUGAAGGCUUUCUUGAAGCAGAGUGACAAGUGUUCCAAUGCCACUUUUUUACCGAAAGAGAGUACUAUUAAUUAUCCGAACAGUACUCUUCAUGAAGUAAAUGCAGUACAAGGAAAUAGCGAAGCUGCUCGUGCUCUUUUACGUAUUCAAGAGAAACUAAAUGGCUUCCUUGAAAACGAACAAGUUGACACCCGGACACAUGUCCGUCGUUUGAUUAAUGAUGCUAAGAAUGUAGAGUCUCUGUGCAAGAUGUUUGAAGGUUGGGCUCCUUGGGUAUGAGGAUUGUCGAAAAUAAUAUUCCAUAUGUAUUUGCUUCAUAUGUUUAUAUGUUUUGAGAUGAAGCAGAAGCAAUCAUGAACGUUUGUUGUUGAUUGUACUAUUGUCGGUCAAUUCUGUAGUAUUUUCUGUAUUUUUUGUUUUCUUUAUGUUUUUAUAUUCCAUUAUAUGCGCGUUGAUGUUUUCAGGCUGAAUACUUUCUUUAUGGUCUUUGAUAAACUUCAAUCUCUGUUA
Molecule: messenger RNA, 8711 nt
Organism: Galdieria sulphuraria
Lineage: Eukaryota; Rhodophyta; Bangiophyceae; Galdieriales; Galdieriaceae
Product: serine/threonine-protein kinase ATR
Exons: 17
Coding region: 15-8480 (2821 amino acids)
Biological process (GO): DNA repair
Molecular function (GO): protein serine/threonine kinase activity; protein binding
Source: RefSeq, a predicted model, not a curated record